AUGUCGAUGCUUAGCACACGGGCAACUACGCGUUCGUUAGAGUCUCACACGGCAACAUAUUCUUUUGAUCCUUCCCGUCUGUCGCUUGGUGCGCCUACACCUUCGUGCACCUCGUCUUCAACUUUGUCUUAUCCUCCUCACACCAUUCCACCUCUGGACCGAAUUUCGAUGGCUGCUGGCUGGCCUAUCGCAUCAAAUUCUUCCUCGUCGUCGUCCAUUUCCGAACAUCCUCCGUUCGCCCAUCAGGAACCUACUGGCAUGGUCACAGAUUCGGCUGCUGUCCGAGGCGGAAUGCGGAUAGGAUAUGCCACACGCUCUACUACGGGUAUGCUUCCACGAAAUAUACACGUGAGUGAGCAAGCUGCAAUCGGCACCAACCUCUUCUCGAUGGGCUCCAUCUCACAUACCGCUGAGAGUGCAGGCAGCAUGGUGCGCAAAAAGCGUCGUCGAUACGGACCCAAACCUCAGCCACCAUACACGUGCUUUUGUGGAAAGGUGUUCAAAAGGCACGAGCACAUGCUGCGCCAUCGAGCUACGCACGACGACAACAUCAAGUACGAGUGUCAUAUGUGCGGCAAAUCAUUUCGCCGACAGGAUGUGAUGCAUCGGCACACGAUGACUCAUGCAGCUCGCAGCCGUCAGUCGAACAAGAUGCGAACCACGGCUUCCAUGUCGGCGACCACUGCGCCUGCUUCAGCGAAUGCGAGCACGUCUGGCUCGAAUCGAAAGGGGACCACGGAUGACGACAAGAUGAGCAUCAAUAAUGUCAAGCGUGAAAAAGAACAUGCGCUACCGUUCUUUACCGCCAACGCUCAAUACGAUGUGCUCGAAGACCCCACGUUGCGUGUCGGUCUGGCUGAGUAUCCAACCGAAUCCGCUUCUUCGCGCCACAACCAAGACCAUCACAUUGCGGCAGCUCAGCUGUACAGUGCUUGUAAUACAACAAAGUAUCUGUACCCCACAUACCCUGUCACGAUGCAGCCGAUCUACGCCCACAAUGUUGCCAUCGACGUUGGCGAUGCAGGAUAUGCUCGAUCCGACAACUUUGAUGCUAUGGCCGACUACCACAGUCGCAUAAGUUCGUCCAUGUCGCCUCCCCCGGCUUUCUUGGCUUCUGCGACUGGAUUCGGCGCAAACACGUUGGGUGCUGAUCAGUUCGGAGGAAGCGCUGGGAUGACUCGGCCUCAAGCAGCACUGCCGAUGACGACAGUGGGAAUGGAAUACGAGUACGAAACCAAGCCCAACGGUCAAGAUCCGGGAUCGCACUACGCUCCAAACUGGCACGGCGGCAGCUACGGAAUUGCACAUGGAGCGAUGCACAUGGGCGCAUGCGAGUCGGAUUGGAGCGAGCAAAGCCCAUCGGGACCUAGUACACACACAUUUGCAUCGCCAGCUUGGAGCCAAAAAGCGGAGCUGAUGAGACGAGAGGGCACGGCUUCGGCGUCUAGCGGAACACCGUUGGGACCAUCGUCGUCCAACCGACAGCUGUCGAUGGAUCCUGGCUGGAGGUGGCAUACGCAGACACAACACCAGCCACAGAUGCAGACCCAGCAUCACCAGCCGCAGUCACAGUAUCAGCAUGGCUCUCCGCUGGUUGGAGGAGGAGCACACAAAGACGCGAGUCUUGGCAGUGUGGAUCGCAGUCCUGCACAGAUUGUGCGAAGACGUCUGUCGAACAUGCAAGGCUCAGGUAGCUACGCCACAAAUUUUCAUGACGCCCACAUGUAUGCCGUACAUGGCGCUGCAGCCAAGGCGGAAACGUAUGGUGAGCCUGGUUUUGGUAUGGGACUUUGUCUGUUGGAUCAGCCAAAUGAUGGACAGGACUCUGGCUCGCUCGGCCUGGUGACAAUGCCUACCUUGGCACAUGAAUCGACGAUGAACGAGAGUGGAAGAGAUGCGAGAGUAGUGGCUCAGCAUCAUGGACACAUAUCACCCCACGGUUCAAACGUCGCCAUGGUCAUGUCGUCAUCAUCGCCAUCGUCAUCAUCGCCAGGUAAGCAUGCAGGUGCUGGCAUGAGCUCGAUGCAUGUUUCGCAGAGCGCGAGUCAUCAUGCUUUGCCAUCCUACCCUACGCCUAGCAAGCAUGGACUUAGCUCCAUGUCGAGCGUGAUGGAGCCGUUUGAUACAGGUUCACCACUGACCGAGGCUACUGGCAAUGCUUCGCCGCGCAGUCACAGCAACAGAGAUGGUAAUGGAUACGCAGUGGGCGGAUCGAUGCAUGCUGAGGUGCAUAGAGAGCCAUCCAACCCGCCGAUUGAUCCAAAUCUGGGUGAAGAUGGCAAUGACAAUCCUAGCAACUCGUCGUCACCAGCUGCCAAUUUGCAAGGUGGUCACACCAGCCGUCGUUGGUAA
Messenger RNA from Mycosarcoma maydis (corn smut), 2352 nucleotides. RefSeq names its product b-induced zinc finger protein. The record is from RefSeq and is a predicted model, not a curated record. NCBI's taxonomy places the organism in Eukaryota, Fungi, Basidiomycota, Ustilaginomycetes, Ustilaginales. The coding region runs from base 1 to 2352 and encodes 783 amino acids. The transcript has a single exon.